Molecule: messenger RNA, 6698 nt
Organism: Hyaena hyaena (striped hyena)
Lineage: Eukaryota; Metazoa; Chordata; Mammalia; Carnivora; Hyaenidae
Product: cyclic AMP-dependent transcription factor ATF-7
Exons: 12
Coding region: 109-1560 (483 amino acids)
Biological process (GO): regulation of transcription by RNA polymerase II
Molecular function (GO): cAMP response element binding; DNA-binding transcription factor activity, RNA polymerase II-specific
Source: RefSeq, a predicted model, not a curated record
CUGCUCCGCUGAGGGGGGAAAGAAGGAGCUGGAGACAGAUUGUGGGAGCGAACGCGGGCGGGCGGGAGGCGACGGAGCUACCAGCGGCUCCGCUCUGCUAUAUGAAAUAUGGGAGACGACAGACCGUUUGUGUGCAAUGCCCCGGGCUGUGGACAGAGAUUUACAAACGAGGACCACCUGGCGGUUCAUAAACACAAGCAUGAGAUGACAUUGAAAUUUGGCCCAGCCCGAACUGACUCAGUCAUCAUUGCAGAUCAAACUCCUACACCGACUAGAUUCCUGAAGAAUUGUGAGGAGGUGGGGCUCUUCAAUGAAUUAGCUAGCUCCUUUGAACAUGAAUUCAAGAAAGCUGCAGAUGAGGAUGAAAAAAAGGCUGCUGGUGGGCCCCUUGACAUGUCCUUGCCUUCCACACCAGACAUCAAAAUCAAAGAAGAAGAGCCAGUGGAGGUAGACUCAUCGCCACCUGAUAGCCCUGCUUCCAGUCCCUGCUCCCCACCACUCAAGGAAAAGGAGGUGGCCCCAAAGCCUGUUGUGAUCUCUACCCCCACACCUACCAUCGUGCGCCCUGGCUCCUUGCCUCUCCACUUGGGCUAUGAUCCACUUCACCCAACCCUUCCCUCCCCAACUUCUGUCAUCACACAGGCUCCACCAUCCAACAGGCAACUGGGGUCUCCCACUGGCUCCCUCCCUCUCGUCAUGCAUCUUGCUAAUGGACAGACCAUGCCUGUGCUGCCAGGGCCUCCGGUACAGAUGCCUUCUGUCAUAUCGCUGGCCAGACCUGUGUCUAUGGUGCCCAACAUUCCUGGUAUCCCUGGCCCACCAGUGAACAGCGGCGGUUCCAUUUCUCCCUCUGGCCACCCUAUGCCAUCAGAAGCCAAAAUGAGAUUAAAAGCCACGCUAACCCACCAAGUCUCCUCAAUCAAUGGUGGAUGUGGAAUGGUGGUAGGUACUGCCAGCACCAUGGUGACGGCCCGUCCUGAGCAGAGCCAGAUCCUCAUCCAACACCCUGAUGCCCCAUCCCCUGCCCAGCCACAGGUCUCACCAGCCCAGCCCACUCCUAGCACCGGAGGGCGUCGGCGACGCACAGUGGAUGAAGAUCCUGAUGAGCGGCGGCAGCGUUUUCUGGAACGCAACAGGGCUGCCGCCUCCCGCUGCCGUCAAAAGCGGAAGCUCUGGGUGUCCUCCCUAGAGAAGAAGGCAGAGGAACUCACUUCUCAGAACAUUCAGCUGAGUAAUGAAGUCACGUUGCUACGCAAUGAGGUGGCUCAGUUGAAACAGCUACUGUUAGCUCACAAAGACUGCCCAGUCACUGCACUACAGAAAAAGACCCAAGGCUAUUUAGAAAGCCCCAAGGAAAGCUCAGAGCCCACGGGUUCUCCAGCCCCUGUGAUUCAACACAGCUCGGCAACAGCUCCCAGCAACGGCCUCAGUGUUCGCUCUGCAGCCGAAGCUGUGGCCACCUCAGUCCUCACUCAGAUGGCCAGCCAAAGGACAGAACUGAGCAUGCCGAUACAGUCGCAUGUGAUCAUGACCCCACAGUCCCAGUCUGCGGGCAGAUGAUGCCUCCCCUGGUGGAGAGGUCCCCAGCCAGAGCUCGCCCGCCCGAGAGCCAAGAGAGAUGUCAUCUUACCCCUUCCAUCUGCCUUGGACGUGGCAGUAUUGGGGGAAGAUUGUGUGUUGUGAGUAACGGACAGAAGUGGGGCUUUUCUCUUCAGCCACAUGGUCAUGUACAUUGACACCUGUACUAAGAGCCUCCCAGCCCCGGAGCCACAUAGAUCAUCCCCAAAGGGGGCAGUUUCUGAUGUACCCACAGCCAAAGGCCUUUCUAGAUGGUCCGAACAAUCACCCCUGCCUGUGCAUGUAUACCUGUCUCUUAACACUAACCCUUGCACUUCUAGGUUUUGGGCUUCUCAGUUCCCUCUCUUCCCGUGAAGCCAUGGCUGUUAGCUUCCUGUUCUUAGCAGCACGCCACUUCCUGCUAGGUAAAGGGAGGCUAAUGUUGAUGGCAGGUCACCCGAGGGCCCGCCUCAGCCACCCCAUAGGCUCAGGACUUUGUCUCCCUUUAGCUGCUUAUCUUAUCCCCUUUCCCCUUCCUGAAGUCUAGUUAAAACAUUCACUUAUGGCGAAUGUGAAGUUACCUUUGAUACAUGAAUUAGCAGUAUUUUCCAGCUCCUCCAUAAACUUUAGUCCUUCUCCCUACCUGCCACCAGAAAAACCUCAAAAACAAAAACAAGCAAAAAGAAAGAAAGAAACCCCAAGAAUUCUAGUCCUUUUUCAACUAUUUCCAGAGCUAUUUGGGUAUCUCACUUUGUGUCUUGAGUUUUCCCAGUCUCCAGGAGGGGCCUUUUCCGCCUCCCACUAAGUCUUGGCAAGAACAACUUGUGUGGCCUUAUUAGCUCUUGCUUGUUAGUGAAAAGGGAAAGCACCCCGAGUGUGACUGGCUGAUUCCUGCCUCCCCAGCCCGCCCUCCUGCAGCUGUCGUUAGGGCAGGCAGGAACUGCAUAGUUGAAAGCUCGUUCUGUCAGGUUACUGAACUGAUUCUUUAUGUUUUACAAGAGUUUACUGGCCAAAGCACACAUGUUCCAUUUGGUCGUCCGUCACUCCUGUCUCUCCCUCUCUGUCCCCUUGUCUGUGUCCUGCCUCUGUCUUCCUUCUUCAGAUGCAGCCUUCCGAAGCUGCUGUGUAGGGCACGCUCACACUCCCUUGCUCUUCUCCCAGCCUCACGUGUCUGUCUGCUUUUCUGGGCUAGAGUCUUCUGUUCACAAGCGCCCCUCACCCUGGAUUCCCCCCUUCUGUCUUACACCAGGCUCCUAGGCUAGCCUCUGGUCCCCUCUGCUCUGCAGCAUGUCUUCAGCCCUUCCCUGCUCUCUGCCCCCUUGAUGCAACGCGUCCCCAAAGGCCCAGCCUCAGGACUCUGAGACAUCAGAGCCAGGGUCCUAAGUGGAUUUUCUCGAGGGUCAGGUAGGAUGGGGAGGGGCAAGAGAGAGGAGGUGCAGUACUGAUCUCAGCAGAACAGCCCUGCUUGGGGAAGGUCUGGCCUGCCUGGGAAAUUGGUGACUAUUGCUCUCAGCCAUUCUUACUUUGAGGAGUUCGGUUGCAGGGGGAGAAAUUCAUCCCUCGUGUCCCUCUUUCUUCCCCAUGAAGACUUCUGAUCUUCCUUUGGCUCUGAAUAUGCAAUUUCUACCAGGGCCACAGGAAGUGAUACAAAGCCAGAGGCCUGUGGAUAGAUAGGUCAGCUUUAAUAGCCUGUCAGUAUGAAUCCCUUCCAACUGUCCCAGAGCCACCUUCUGCCAUCUGCCCAAGCCAAGAAUGCCCUUUUCUCCCUCUCUCCUGCCUCCAUCUUAAACAUACAUACAAAAUAACUGCCAGCUUCCUUCCUUAGUUUGUCUUCCAGAAUUGGCUGUCAUGGGGGAAUCAGGACAUCUAAGCUAAGAGAGUCCCAUCUUCUCGGAGUGCUAUACCGGUGAGCCAGUCAGGUGAUGUGUUCCACUGCAUUUGUUUUCUGUCCCCCCUCCCCCCCCGCCCCCCCAGAGCCAGUGCUGAACAAGACACACCUGGUUAAGAGAAUGGAGAGAAAACAUGGUUUUCUCAUCCUCUGCCACCCGAGACCGAACAGGAACAGCCCCUGAGGUGACUCAGACUAGCAAAUGGCCCAGCAGAUGGUCGGGAUGCAAGUCCCCACCUCCAGGGACCGCACUUGCCUUUAACAGUUCACAGCCGUAACUUGUACUCAGGACUUUUCCUUUUGACGGCUGCUCCCUGGGACUUUCUUCCACUUUAGUUGUGUCUCAUUUUUUAUCAUCUUGAUUUCCCACCAGCAGCCUUGCCCUAAAGCUUGACUGAGUUUAUGGCUCCUAAGGAGCCUUCAUAAGACCCUGGACUGUUUUUCUUCCCCUUUAUUCUAGUGUUUUUCAAGUUAAGAAUCCGUUUGUCACUGCACACGUGCCUUGCCUCACUGCUUGGCCUUGGAGGAAGUUCAAGUCGUACCCAUCUGUGCCCGUGUAGGACAACUCAUUUAUUUAGAGGGUCUCAUGUAGUUUCUCAGUCCCCGUGUCUCCCCCCUCUCGAGCUCUUACCUCAUUGUCAUCAGUGGGAAGUUAUUACUGGGGCCUAACUGAGGGGAUUGCCAGAAGCUUACUAGUGAAGCAGUAGGAAGGAACAGGACAUAACCCCCCAGAUAGCUCUUUAGCUGGUCCUUGGCCUCACUGAGAAAGCAGGGCAGUUGGUUAUCCUAAGGCUGUCUCAUAGUUAAGGGGGAUGUUACUUAUACUUAUUUGUUAUUGCUGCCAUCCGUGUGGCCACUCUCCCUUGCCCUUUGCUUUCCAGACUUAUCUGGACCAGAACCAAGCAUCGUGGAGGGCGUCGCUUCUCCCUUCUUAAUGAUCAUGGCCUUUCUAGGGGCCCAGGGGAAGAUACUUUGUGAAAGGAGCUGGGAGUGUGGAUGCCUUGGGACGCUCCCACCUCACUGCAGAGACACAGAUGAUAGAUAACCAAGGCCAAAGAGAAAGGUGCCAGACCAGGGGUUCUGGUCUGCAGACUUUUGCCCUGUUCCUUUAAAAGAAAGCUUGCUCAGAGUUGAAAAGUCAGAGAAAACUUCCCUCACUGUUAGAGAGGGGAAAAGUAGGCUCUCCUUUACUUGCUCUUUCCCUGUUGGUUGUACACCCCAAAUCUGGCUUUCUUCAUCCUCCACUCCUCUCCGUGACCCUAAGCACUAGACCCUCUACUCUAGGUAGUGGUAAAUAGGAGACGACCUAACCUCACUCACCUUGCCGCCCGCCCUCCCCCCACCCCAUGCCUGUUCUGCCAUUCUUAGCUCCUUUCCUAAUUUGCUGCCCUCCAGCACUACCCAUCCUGGUUAACAGGGUACUUAACCAUAACCAUGCCCUGUCUACAGCCUGAACCGCCAAGCAGACACCAAAAAACUCCUCUGGUUUCUAAGGCUCCCCUGCUCCACACUGAGAGGCUCCUUUAAAGGUGCUAGCCCCGAGACAGCCCCCUUCCCCUGCGAGUCACCCCCCUUUCUUUCAUGACUUCCUUGCCAUCCCCCAAUCAUUAUUUUUCAUGAAUAUUGUACAUUGUAUACACAGGAAGGAAAUGUAUUCUUUUUUUUUUAUUCCAUAACCAGUCCGAUUAGAAUCCAGUCUUCCUAGUUAUAUCACCUAUGCCUUUGUUGAUACGCUCUUUCUGCUUUCUUUAGACUUUUGUUUGACAGGGGUGGAGGGGGGAAUGGGACAGGACCCCAAGGCAGAUUAGAGGAUCCCCCAUCCUACUUCAGACCCCCACAACCCUAGUCAUCCCUCUCACAGUAUAAAACUGAUUUCCCUCUGUGUUUGCAUACAUGCAUGUACACACAGACAUAAAUCCCCACCCCCUCACCCCAGAGUGAACAGGAAUAAGCGUAGGUGGCUACUGGCCACUGUUCCCACCCUGUUACCAGUUCAUGCGUCUCUCUUUGGGGUAAAGUCCUACCCCCAGAAUGAGAAAAGGCUGGGGAGAGUAAGGCAGGUUAAGACAGCUGUGUCCUUUGUAGACGCAGGUUUGUAUUGUAGCUGCUAGGGUUUAUCUUAUUUUUGUAAUGGGGUGGGGUGCUGGUAGCACAGAGCUCCCAUCAGCAUUCGCUACCGGUGAGUGAUGUUUUAGCUGUAAGAAAUGGCUAUGAGCACUAGUUUCACUGACCUUCCCUUAGGGCGGUGGUUCUCAGGAUGUGGUCCAGGCCCAGUAGCAGCAGCAGCACCAGUAUCUGAGAGCUUGGUAGAAAUACACAUUUGGGCCCCACCACAGACCUCUUGAAUCGGAAACUGAAUCAGGCUGGGCUCUAACAAGCACUCCACGUGAUUCUGACGCACACUAAAGUGUGAGAACCAUUGCCUUAGGGGCAAGCUGGGAAAUCCUGUAGGGUGCCAGGGAUACUUUAAGUACCAUCCUCUGCCUUAGCACUAACACAUUUUUCCACUUCCUCCAGUCCCUCCCUCCACCCCCAUUAAAACAACAACCGCGUCGUUCAUCUCAGAAUCUAGGCUUGAGUUCCUUCUACUUCUUCCUAAAACCUGUUCUGACUUGGUCCUGACAGGAAUUGUCCCAUAUUCCCUUGCAGACUGGUCACUCCACGUUCUUUGUUACAGGAAGGAUGGGCUGGAGCUUGAGCUGUCCUGUACACACACACACACACACACACACACGCGCGCGCGCACGCACCUUUCCGGCAGGGAGAGGAGCCUCCAGCCCCAACCGUGGAGGCUGCAGCCUCCUGACAUGGUAUCUGUUGAAAGAAAGCAGUGUGUAUCUAUGGCUAUAUCUCUGUUCAUCUGUAUAUCUUUGACGUGUAGCAGCACCUCUCCAUCCCGUCAAGGAACUGUACUCUGGGUCUGGGUCUCUCCAGUCCCCAGCGAUGGGCUUUGACAGGUGAGAGGAUGCAGUGCUACGGGCUGUUCUGUUACAAAACCGUCUCCUCCCUUUCCCUGCCACCCACUCGGCAUGAUCCCUGUGAGCAGGCUCUCACUAUCUCCCAGGACGGGGCUGAGACAGAGGCUUCGCUCUGUUCUCCCUAACCGUGCCUUCUUCCAUCCCCCCCUUACCACCCAGCAGUUCUGCCCCUGGCCAUGCCUUCUCCUGCUCCCCCUUGCCCUGACAUAUAUUGUGCCUUAUUUAUGCUGCAAAUAUAACAUUAAACUAUCAAAGAGAACCACUGUUAUGUCUAA